This is a messenger RNA of Parasteatoda tepidariorum (common house spider), 784 nucleotides long. RefSeq lists its product as uncharacterized. The record is from RefSeq and is a predicted model, not a curated record. Lineage: Eukaryota; Metazoa; Arthropoda; Arachnida; Araneae; Theridiidae.
AAGAGUUGAUUAAAAGCACAAACACUAAAUGAAUUCAUUUUCAGUCGGUCGGGUAUUUUUUUUAAAGAAAUUUCAAUUACUUACUACUUUAAAUAAUGUCUUUUAAUAUUGAAAAUGAAUUAUUUUUAUAAUAUUUUUAAUUAUUUUAAUUUUUUUAAAACUAAAAUGACUGAUAAAAGUGAUAGAAAAGGCAUAAACAGGCGCAGCAGGCCUUCAACAACCAUCAAUCACGAAAUUUCAAACUCACAAAGUGACGAUGACGUGAUUUACCUAUACAGAGUACUAAACGAUCCGGGCGAGGUUGUAGAGGUCAUAGAUAUCAGCCACGAAAAUAGCGAUAAUGAGCACACAAAUGGAGGCUUUGAGCGUAAUUGGCGGCCUUCUGCUUCAUCAAGGAUCCCCCGAAAAAUCAGCCGAGAUCAAGGAUCAACCGAGAAGUUGACAUCCUCUGUCGCACCUCCAAAUAGGGCACAACUUAAAAGAAAGCGUGUUCCUGACGUUCCCCAAUGUGUUAGAUGUCUGCACUUCUAUGAAGAAGCUAAGAAAAAAGGAGGUUUGCACUGCGCAAGAUGUGGUCACCUCUAUUGCUUAGAUUGCUACAAGAUCUUGAAGGUUAAGCAAUGCAUUUUGUGUCAUAAGUAUAUGUCAACAAUGCUGAAGAUUUUCGUUUGAAAUUUUAAAAGCAAUGAUUAAAGAUUUUAAAUUUUUAUAUUUCAAUGCACGAUUUAGAACUAAAGUUCAGUUUAAAUAAAUUAACUUAAUAAAAUAUCUUUUAAAGAUUUCA